Molecule: messenger RNA, 1151 nt
Organism: Lasiosphaeria miniovina
Lineage: Eukaryota; Fungi; Ascomycota; Sordariomycetes; Sordariales; Lasiosphaeriaceae
Exons: 2
Coding region: 309-971 (220 amino acids)
Source: RefSeq, a predicted model, not a curated record
CUCUUUCUCUCUCUCAUGCCGGGGAUUUUGAUGGACUCGCAUAGAGGACGGAGUAAAAAAUCCAUUGUUUUCAGAUAACCCUUUUACACCAAAACAAGGGAGGGGCGGGACCAAAUACUCACAUCACACAUCAGACCUUCCCUCGCAGGUUUUUUUGUUUCUUCUAUAGAUGGUGGAAAGCAUUUCCCAUGUCUGUUUUUGACGUAAUUUGUCCCUUUUCAUUUUGCUUAGGUAUUUUGAUUCCAAUGCCUCUGUUUACACCUUGCACCGCUCUUUUUCACUUCAGUCCGGCUUUGGGGUGAGCGGAGAUGCAAACCUGCAUUGUCCCCCCCUUAUCACACUCAUACACACUCACACACAAACACAGUUGUUCGAUUCUUGGAGAUAGUUUUGUUCUUUUUUUUUCUUCUUUUUUUUGUAACCUCCCUGGAGCAUACGAUCUCGUGUCUCUUUGCUGGAUCUUUUUUUUUCAGGGACACGACAUGGGACGCAUUGCGAAAUGGGGGGAAACGCACAAAUUCAAUUUAUUCUCACUAUCAUCAAUGUUGGGACCGCUUGUUGUUCUUGUUUUUUUGCUGGCUCGAGUCACUCAUUUUUUCUCUUUCCUCCUAGGUACUUUGUGUCUAUGCGGCACCUUUUUCUCUUUUGUUCUUUCAGCCUUCUCCCUCGUUCCGGCGGAGGCUGCGGAGUUCAUACCGGCUAGGCUAUCAACGGUGUUUGUUCAUUCUUUUUUUGUUUUUCGUCUACUUUUUUUUAUUUACUCAUGGCCUGGAUCGUUCUCGUUUGGUUUGCCCACUUUCCUGCUUCGUCUCUCGCCGGGGUCUUCUUUUUGUCAAAAGAGAAGUGCGGGUGGCCGAAGGAAAGGAGGAGAGUGCCUAGCUCAUCAUGCGCGGCCGCUUUUAAGGACCGGAAUGUUUGGUUGCGAGGGGGUUUGGAUACCUAAUGCUCUAUCGAGAGGCAAAACUAAUUGACGUCUCUUCUCUGAUCUGCGUGCUCGUUGGCUGUGCUGUGAAUUAGGCAUGUGCUUUCAUGGUGCUACGUAAUCUUGCUUCCCCCUAGCUAGGCCUACAAUUAGCUAAUAUUAUUUACUAGAUUACGCGUUCACGGCAACGGUGUUCGAUAACAGCGUGACCUUCAAUAAUGACACUGGA